UAUACCUCGUCUGCGCAUGCGUGUCAAUUAUUAGAUCCAGCUGAAGUCACGAUUGGAAACUGCUCCUUUAGUCAUUUUGAUUACUAAUUAUGCUUGAAAUGACACAAAUGGUUUCUUCGAAUCCGCAAAAAAUGAUAAGAAGACACAUCCUUGCGAUAUUUAGCAAAAUGCCAGUCUGUUUGUUCUACAUCAGCAAUACUUCCUAACAGAAAUCGUUGGCUGUUUGUAUUGUGAAAGGAAAAGGCAAUUGGAUUUGCUGACGACCUCACAGUCAUCACAACUUCGCCAGGUUAAGGGAGUCCGUUAGUCAUUCUCCCGCUCAAAGCAGAGUAAAGUGGUUCAUUGUGUAUGAGAGGAAUGGGAUAGGAACAAACAUAUUUAGAGUUCGGAAGCACUGGAGUAGCACUCCCAGUCGUGCACCCGUUGACAGAAGCUUGAUUUGUCAAAAUGAGCAGCAAGAAACGACCAGUGUCAAGAACCAGCAGUAGCAGUGUAACGGAUGCCCUCUUUCCUGGUGUUAAUCUUGAACAAGCGGAAAAGGAUGCCGUGCUCAAGGAAGGUACAAUUGACAAGGAAUCUUCAAGCCUCUUCUAUCCCUGGAGACCUAAAUUUUGCGUCCUCACUCCAGAGAAUCUAACCAUCUUCCGCUGGCAUUCCAAAAAGAAAUCAUCCCAAGAGAGGGUUCGAAAUAUUCUAUAUCGGAUGCCCUUGGAUGAUGUUACAGCAAUCGCCAAUAUAGCCAAAGGGAAGAAACAUAUUCACUUCACAAUGGUGACGAAAGAUGGCACUCUAGAUCUACGCGUUGGUCUGAACAAUCGCGAGUGGCUCACACAGAUUCAAAUGGCCGUUUUGGCGCGGAAAAAUCGACGUGAUUUCGUGAAAGAGUUAAAGACAAGAUCGUCUGUUGUAGCCAAUAAAUUCAAAAGGAAAGCACUAAGACGAAGAUCGUUUACUAAAGAUCCAGAGUACGGAGACGGUAUAGGAAUAACAAUAAAGAAUGAAGGAGAAACGAUCGUUGUUGCUCGGCUUUUCUCUGAUGGCCCAGCGGCGAAGAAAGGAACAUUAAAAAUUGGUGAUGAGAUCAUAGAGGUGAAUGGUCGAGAUGUUCAUGGUCAUCAUGCAGAGAAGGUGGCGUCUAUCAUCAAAUCACAAACAGAUAAAGUUAUUCUAAUGAUCAAAUCUUCAAAUUCGAAGAUAUCAGUUGGAACACAAAGCGAGUAUCGUCACACAAUAUGUGGUGAUGCACUGAAAAGACCAAGACCACUCAGUAUAGUUACAGGAUCAGCAAUAUCCAAUUCUCGAUCCCGACGUCCCCACUCCUAUGCACACAGUAGCUCGUCCGAUGCGACCGGCGAUCCGAGGUCGAUGACGGCCGAUCUUCUGAAGUCAACGAGGGUGGAUGAAGAGGAGAAUGCGUCUGGUUCGGACGGGAUUUUUCGACCUCUAACUCGGGAACGACAUCCGAAGCUAAGCCGAAACAGCAAGAAUCUAUCGCUCCCGCUCUGAAAUAAACAUCGGGAAUAUUACGAAGUUCAAGUCGUU
Messenger RNA from Lytechinus variegatus (green sea urchin), 1542 nucleotides. RefSeq lists its product as uncharacterized. The record is from RefSeq and is a predicted model, not a curated record. The transcript has 6 exons. The coding region runs from base 448 to 1506 and encodes 352 amino acids. Lineage: Eukaryota; Metazoa; Echinodermata; Echinoidea; Temnopleuroida; Toxopneustidae. Gene Ontology annotation, molecular function: protein binding. Gene Ontology annotation, cellular component: plasma membrane; cell-cell junction.